Messenger RNA from Zonotrichia leucophrys gambelii, 1624 nucleotides. It is a transcript of the gene RAD9A, whose product is annotated as RAD9 checkpoint clamp component A. Gene Ontology annotation, biological process: mitotic intra-S DNA damage checkpoint signaling; DNA replication checkpoint signaling; cellular response to ionizing radiation. Gene Ontology annotation, cellular component: checkpoint clamp complex. The transcript is spliced from 11 exons. Lineage: Eukaryota; Metazoa; Chordata; Aves; Passeriformes; Passerellidae. Bases 234 to 1382 code for a protein of 382 amino acids. The record is from RefSeq and is a predicted model, not a curated record.
GGGGGCUGGGGGCCUCCACUGCGGGGCCGCUGCGGAGAGACGGCACCGGCGGGGCGGGGAGGGAACAACCACCGCGGCGGGGGGAGCGGCGAGGCCCGAGCGCAGCCCGCUGGGGGCGUGGCAUAGCCCGCACGCUCCGCUAGGGGGCGUGGCCUGCGGGCGGCGGGGCGGGGCCCGGGGGCUGGUGCGAAGGCCCCACGUGCCCGCCCGGUGCCGGUGCCGGUACCGGUGCCAUGAAAUGUGUGAUCGCCGGCGGCAACGUCAAAGUCCUCGGCCGGGCCGUGCACUCCCUGUCCCGCAUCGGCGACGAGCUCUACCUGGAGCCCACCGAGAGUGGGCUGUCCCUCCGUGCUGUCAACUCCUCCCGUUCUGCCUUCGCCGCCUUCCUCUUCGCACCGCUCUUCUUCCAGCUGUACGAGCCGGGCAGCGCCGGGCCCGACACCGAGCUCUUCCGAUGCAAAGUGCACAUGAAGUCCUUCUUGGGCGUCUUCCGCUCGCUGCCCUCGCUGGAGAAGUCGGUGGGGAAAUGCCUCAUCCUGCUCAAGCCUCGUGCCAGCCGCCUGGUCCUGCAGCUCCACUGCAAGCACGGUGUCACCAAGACACACAACCUGGCCUUCCAGGAGUGCGAGCGGCUGCAGGCCGUGUUCGACACGCAGCGCUGCGCCAGCCGCCUCUGCGCCCCGGCACGGCUGCUGGCAGAGGCCGUGGUGCACUUUCCCCCGACGCUGGCUGAGGUGACACUGGGGACUGGCACCGGUGGCAGAAUCAGCCUGCGGAACUACGUGGAGGACGACGCAGAGCCGAGCAAGACGAUGGUGACGGAGCUGUGGCUGGCUGAGGACGAGUUCCAGUCGGUGGCCGUGGCCCCGGGCUCCCACAUCACCUUCUGCCUCAAGGAAUUCCGUGGCCUGCUGAGCUUUGCCGAGGCCUCCAACCUGCCCCUCACCAUCCACUUUGACAAGCCCGGCAGGCCGGUGAUCUUCACCCUGGAUGACACCGUCCUGGAGGUUCACCUGGUGCUGGCCACCCUCUCUGACCUAGACAGCAGCUCCCAGGGCCCUUCCACCAACGGUGUGUCCCACCUGCCUGCCCCGCCAGAUGACUUUGGUGACGACCUGGAGUCCUACAUGGCAGCCAUGGAAACCAGUGAGGGGUGCUCAGAGGGACCCCCCAGCCCCACCUUCCCCCUGCGCACCCCCCAGCCAGCCAAGAGCAAACCCCAGGAGGAGGAGGAGGAGGAGGAGGAGGAGGGAGCUGUGCCAGGGACCCCCCCGCACAAGAAGUUUCGCUCCCUGUUUUUUGGCUCGGUGAUGACACCAGGAAGGCCUGGUCCGGCCACCACCCAGGAGGUGCUGGCGGAGGACAGCGAUGGAGAAAGCUGAGCCCCCGAGUCACUGCCACCCCCAGCCUCCAUCCAACCACCAGCACAGGCACCCCCCAGUGACCCAUUACAAGUUUAUUCCUCAAAAAAUCCUCCUGCCCCCCCCUCCGCUGCCACCCCAGGGCUGGGCUCUGGGCUCCCCCCUCGCCCCAGCACUCCCUGCCCUGGGCCUGGAUUUGCUUUGGUGGAGCGUGGCGGGGGGGGGGCAGGAUCCUACAAAUAAAAAAACGAGUCGAAAGAAAA